AUGGCGGACUCGGCUAAGUCCGACGAAAGGCAGGGCGUCCCUGGCAAGGUCGUCCGCAGUCAAAAGAUUGUUACCACAGCUUCACCGCCCAUCGACAACACCGAGGAUUCGGACGCAUCGACCGACCAGGCGCCAUUGCCGCGCAGCCAUACACCUGGCCAGCUUGCCAGCAAAGCCAAGGUCUACGAGCACCGCCGUCGCAAUCCUUCAGAAGUCUCGAAUCGGCAAUGGUCGUCCCAGGCGGCUGCCCUACCACCCCGCCCGGCCACCGCAGGCAACCCAGCAGCAAAGCCCAACAGCUGGGGCAAUGGCACCAGCACGAGCGAGGACCCCGACGAUAAAGCAGAGAGGGUGCCGAGUGGGGGCAAACGGCAAGAGGCUUCUCGGUCGGCAUCAGGCGUCUCGAGCCACCAGUCUACAUCCUCCCUAUCCCACCGAACCCAGAGCCAGCUCGCCCGCUUCCCGCCCAUCCAAGGUCCCGACGACGCCCCCGACGUGGCCCCGGCCCCAGCUUCAGGCAUGUACUGGUCCAAGGCCCUCGUCUCUGGAGGGCCGAUACCAUGCCUACGGGCACAUACCACUGCUCUGAUCGGCUCCAACAUCUACGUCAUUGGCGGGUGCGACGCUCGUGCCUGUUUCAACGACGUCUAUGUUCUCGACGCUGAUUCAUUCUACUGGUCUCGGCCGCAUGUGGUUGGGGAUAUACCGACGCCCCUACGUGCAAUGACCUGUACGGCUGUGGGCAAGAAGCUCGUGGUUUUCGGAGGCGGGGACGGCCCCGCCUACUACAACGAUGUUUACGUGCUGGACACUGUGAAUUUCCGGUGGACAAAACCUCGCAUUGCGGGCGAGAAGAAGCCCUCCAAGCGUCGAGCCCACACGGCGUGCUUCUACAAGAACGGCAUCUAUGUGUUCGGCGGCGGUGACGGCGUGAGAGCCCUCAACGACAUAUGGCGCUUGGAUGUCUCCGACAUGACCAAGAUGUCUUGGAGCUUGGUAUCCGGCACCGACAAGAAGGGAUCCGUGGAGCCCAAGCCCAAAGCCCGUGGCUAUCACACGGCCAAUAUGGUCGGUUCCAAGCUUAUCAUCUUUGGCGGCUCCGAUGGCGGUGAGUGCUUCGACGACGUCUGGGUCUACGAUGUGGAGGCACACUUCUGGAAGGUGGUCACGAUACCACUCAACUACCGCCGCCUCUCGCACACUGCCACCAUUGUGGGCUCAUACCUGUUCGUCAUAGGCGGGCAUGACGGGAGCGAGUACUCAAACGACGUCCUGCUGCUCAAUCUCGUCACGAUGACCUGGGACAAACGCAAGACCUACGGGAAGCCCCCGUGCGGGAGGGGAUACCACGGCGCCAUUCUUUACGACAGCAGGUUGGUGGUUAUCGGGGGGUUUGACGGGAGCGAGGUGUUCAAAGAUGUCAUGAUUUUAGAGCUGGCCGUACACGCGUAUUACUCCCAAAUCAGCCAUUUUACAAUCGAGGUGUGA
This is a messenger RNA of Clonostachys rhizophaga, 1488 nucleotides long. NCBI's taxonomy places the organism in Eukaryota, Fungi, Ascomycota, Sordariomycetes, Hypocreales, Bionectriaceae. The record is from the annotation of a GenBank genome assembly.